Nylanderia fulva is the source of this 2796-nucleotide messenger RNA. The record is from RefSeq and is a predicted model, not a curated record. NCBI's taxonomy places the organism in Eukaryota, Metazoa, Arthropoda, Insecta, Hymenoptera, Formicidae.
AUGUACCGCCAGAUCUUGGUGCAUCCCGACGAUCGAGAUCUGCAGAGGAUAAUAUGGCGGCCGACGGCUGACGCUGAGCUGCAGGAAUACCAACUGCAGACGGUCACCUACGGCCUGACCUGCGCGCCAUUCCUCGCGAUACGCACAAUCCGGCAGCUGGCGAAGGAUGAAGGAGAGCGAUUUCCUCGCGCUGCGGCAGCGCUGCGGCAGGACGCAUACGUGGACGACAUCCUGACGGGAACCGACACCCUGGACGAGGCGCAGGCUCUCCGCGACGAGCUGAUCGGCCUCUGCACGGCGGGCGGAUUUCCUCUUAGCAAAUGGUCAGCCAAUGCAAACGCCAUACUCAAGGACAUCCCCGAGGAAAGACGUCAAGUGCGAGACCUGCGUGAGUGGGAGAGCGACAAGGGACACUCCGCGCUCGGCCUCCGCUGGCAUCCUCGCCAGGAUUGUUUUGCCUUCAGGGUACAGCAACUGAGCAGCCAGCGAGUGACGAAGCGAGUGGUACUUUCGCAAGUGGCUCGCUUAUUCGAUCCCAUGGGCUGGCUGUCGCCGGUGAUCAUCAAGGCGAAAAUUCUCAUUCAGACGAUGUGGCUGCAGCAUCUGGACUGGGAUCAGCCUGUCCCCCCGACGGAAGAGCGGACUUGGAGAACUUUUCGCGACGAGCUCCCCGCUCUGGAGAGCGUGCACGUGCCUCGUUGGACACAGUGCAAGGGAUCAAACAGUGACCUGGAGGUGCACGGCUUCGCAGACGCCUCCGAGCGAGCAUACGCUGCGGUGGUGUACCUCCGCACCAGAGGAGUGGAGGGCGAGCGCCGUGUUUUCUUGUUGCAGGCGAAAACCAAGGUGGCCCCUGCGCAGCCGGUCUCGCUGCCAAGGCUCGAGUUGUGCGCGGCGGCGCUUCUUGCCAAGCUGACAGCGCACGUCGUCAAGGUCAUGGACAUCGCGUCCGCUCCUCUUCACCUCUGGUCGGACUCCACAGUGACGCUGGCGUGGAUUCAGAGUCACCCGUCGCGCUGGAAAACUUAUGUGGCCAACAGGGUCGCCGACAUCCAGCGAAGGCUCCCCAACGCCCAAUGGCAUCAUGUGUCCGGAGCAGAGAACCCAGCAGACUGCGCGUCACGAGGCUUGUCUCCCAGCGACCUGCCGGAUCAUGGGCUGUGGUGGAGCGGGCCGCCCUGGCUGUCUGGAGACGCCACGCUUCCUGCGAGCACGCCGCUGCCGAUGGGUGACCCGCAGGAGGAGAGGCGUCAGGUGCAUCUUGCAGCGGUCCAAUCAGCCGAGGAAUGUCCAAUGCUGCGACGAUUCUCAGUGCUGCAGCGGCUGCUGAGGGUAACUGCGUGGUGCUGCCGUUGGCUCGGCGAGCGGCGCGUUCCAUACACCCCGAUGUCCGCGCUGUCGCCUCAGGAACUCGAGGCGGCCCGACUUCGCUGGAUCCGUCAUGUGCAGUCCUGGGAAUUCGCGGAAGAGCGGCGAGCGCUGUCAAGGGGCGUGGCAGUCCCGCGAAGAAGCGUCCUCGCUAGGCUGGAUCCAUUCGUGGACAGGAAUGGCGUCAUCAGAGUCGGUGGUCGGCUCAAACACGCUGUUUUGAACCCGGAUGAAAGGCACCCGAUCAUCCUCCCCAGGAGGUCGCACUUCGCCGUCCUGGUGAUUCGGGAGUGCCACCGCCGAGCCAUGCACGGCGGAGUGCAGCUGACUCUGGGGAUGGUCAGGCAAGGAUACUGGAUUCCGGGAGGACGCCUGGAGGUUCGACGCCACAUUCAUCGCUGCGUCACUUGCUUGCGAUGGCGGGCGGCGUCCCCGAAUCCUAUGAUGGGACAACUACCACCGCCGCGGGUAACAGCAUCGCGUCCCUUCAGCCAAGCGGGAGUCGACUAUGCGGGCCCGGUCCAGGUUCGGACAGCAGCAGGUCGAGGACACAAGGCGCACAAGGCCUUUUUGGCCAUCUUUGUGUGCUUUGCAACAAGGGCUGUGCACAUCGAGCUGGUGUCCAGUUAUGCCACGGAUGCCUUCCUAGCGGCUUUCCGGCGCUUUGUCUCACGCCGCGGAAUGUGCCGCACGCUGUACAGCGAUCGGGGGACCAAUUUUGUCGGUGCUGAUGCCCAGCUUCGAGCGAUGUUCCAGGAGGCUGUGCGCGAAAGCCCGCGCAUCGCCGACAUCCUUGCCUCCGAAGGGGUGGAGUGGCGGUUCAACCCUCCGGCUGCACCCCACUUUGGCGGCCUGUGGGAAGCAGCCGUAAAGUCGAUCAAACACCACCUCAGGAGAGUUAUAGGAGAAUCAACACUCACCUUCGAGGAGCUAAGCACUGUUCUUGCACAGAUUGAGGCAUGCCUCAACUCUCGUCCUUUGCAGGCCAUAUCGGAUGACCCGGAGGACGUCUCGGCCUUGACGCCAGGCCAUUUCUUGAUUGGAGCCGCUUUGACAUCGCUGCCUGAGCCGUCGCUGACAUCGGAGCCUCUCAACAGGCUCACGCGGUGGCAGCUGCUACAACGAAUGAGGGAUGACUUCUGGUCACGGUGGUCCAAGGAAUACCUGCAGUCACUCACCUCGCGUGUGAAAUGGUGGAGGAAAAACAUCAACCCGACCGUUGGCGACCUGUGUCUUAUCCGCGGAGAGAACUUUCCGCCGAGCAGGUGGCCGUUGGCUCGAAUCACCGAGGUUCAUCCUGGUGCUGAUGGACAGGUGCGCGUGGUCAGCUUGCGGACAGCCACGACGACAUUGGCCAGACCGGUGGUCAAGGUCAUCCUCCUGCCGAGGGCAGACACGGAACCUGAGGACCAACCAGCUGAUGAGUAG